Sphenostylis stenocarpa is the source of this 2463-nucleotide messenger RNA. The record is from the annotation of a GenBank genome assembly. NCBI's taxonomy places the organism in Eukaryota, Viridiplantae, Streptophyta, Magnoliopsida, Fabales, Fabaceae.
AUGUCGAAGGCCAUUCUUUCUCUAAUCAAACCUCGUCACCGCCCCAAAGUUUCCUCCUUUUUGCCUCCCCGCAUUAGCAACCUCGUCUCUGACAUCAUCCGAAUCCUCAAAGCCCGUCAAUCACACGAAUGCCUCCAAUCUCGCUUUGCUCAAUCCGAGGUUAUUGUUUCCGACGUUGCCCAUUUCGUCAUUGAUCGAGUCCACGACCCGGAACUCGCUUUGAAGUUCUUCAAUUGGGCUUCCACCCGACCAUUCUCUUGCUCUCUCGAUGCGGUUGCUCAUUCUUCUCUUCUGAAGCUCUUAGCCAGGUUCAGGGUGUUCUCGGAGAUCGAGUCGGUGUUGGAGAGCAUGAAAGCUCAAAACUUGAUCCCUACCCGUCAAGCAUUCAGCGCUUUGAUUCUUGCAUAUGGAGAAUCUGGGUCGGUUGAUAGGGCUCUCCAGUUAUUCCAUACAGUGCGUGAAAUGCAUAAUUGUUUUCCAAGUGUUGCCGCUAGCAAUUCGUUGCUGAAUGGAUUAGUCAAAAGCGGUAAAGUCGAUGUUGCGCUUCAGCUGCAUGAUAAAAUGCUUCAAACAGAUGAUGGCACUGGUUCUGUUGUGGAUAACUAUAGCACCUCCAUUGUGGUGAAGGGCCUGUGCAACUCGGGGAAAAUUGAGGACGGUAGGAGAUUGAUUACGGAUAGAUGGGGAAAGGGUUGUGUGCCACAUGUGGUGUUUUAUAAUAUGAUUAUUAAUGGGUAUUGCAAGAAGGGUGAUCUGCAAUGCGCAACUAGAACUCUCAAGGAGUUGAAAAUGAAGGGGGUUUUGCCAACAGUAGAAACUUACGGGGCUUUAAUUAAUGGAUUUUGCAAGGCUGGGGAGUUUGAAGCAGUUGAUCAAUUUAUGACAGAAAUGGCUGCAAGGGGAUUGAAUAUGAACGUGAAAGUGUUUAAUAAUAUUAUUGAUGCAGAAUACAAGCAUGGUUUAGUAGCCAAAGCGGCUGAGACAAUGAGAAGGAUGGCUGACAUGGGUUGUGAGCCAGAUAUUAGAACAUACAAUGUUAUGAUUAACUUUUCAUGUAGGUGUGGAAGGACUAACGAAGCUGAUGAACUCAUAGAAAAGGCAAAAGAACGGGGAUUGCUACCUAAUAAGUUUACUUAUACACCCCUUAUGCAUGCUUAUUGCAAACAAGGGGAUUAUGUUAAGGCAUCAAGUAUGCUUUUUAGGAUUGCUGAACUGGGAGAAAAACCGGACUUGGUUUCUUAUGGAGCUUUUAUCCAUGGAGUUGUUGUUGCCGGAGAAAUUGAUGUUGCACUGAUGGUCAAAGAGAAAAUGAUGGAGAAGGGUGUAUUUCCUGAUGCUCAAAUUUACAAUGUGUUGAUGAGCGGUCUCUGCAAGAAAGGGAGGUUUUCUGCCAUGAAACUACUACUUUCAGAAAUGUUUGAUCGAAAUAUUCAACCCGAUGCAUAUGUUUAUUGCACCUCGAUAGACGGGUUGAUUAGAAGUGGUGAACUUGACGAGGCGAUUAAGCUUUUUGAAGUCAUAAUUGGAUAUGGUAUGGACCCUGGCAUUGUGGGGUAUAAUGCCAUGAUCAAAGGCUUCUGUAAAUUCGGAAAGAUGACAGAUGCUCUGUCAUGCUUAAAUAAGAUGAAAAAUGUGCCUCAUGCUCCAGAUGAAUACACGUAUUCCACAAUUAUAGAUGGAUAUGUAAAACAGCAUGACCUGAGUAGUGCACUCAAGAUGUUUGGACAAAUGAUGAAACAUAAAUUCAAGCCAAAUGUGAUCACCUACACCUCUUUAAUCCAUGGAUUCUGCAAGAAAGCAGAUGUGAUCAGAGCUGAAAAAGUUUUCCGAGGGAUGAAAUCUUUCAAUUUGGAGCCUAAUGUUGUCACAUACACUACACUAGUUGGUGGUUUCUUUAAGGCUGGUAGACCUGAGAAAGCAACAUCCAUUUUUGAGCUCAUGCUGAUGAACAGAUGUCUUCCAAAUGAUGCCACAUUCCAUUAUUUGAUAAAUGGUUUAACAAAUACUACACCUACUCCAGUACUUAUUGAAAAGAAUGAUUCUAAGGAAAACGAGAGGUCCUUGAUUUUGGAUUUCUUCAUAAUGAUGAUUUCGGAUGGAUGGGGGCAAGUAAUUGCUGCUUAUAAUUCUAUUAUUGUUUGUCUUUGUAAGCACGGAAUGGUUGACACUGCCCAAUUAUUGCAAACUAAGAUGCUGAAUAAGGGAUUUCUUAUAGAUUCUGUAUGUUUCACUGCUCUGCUACAUGGCUUAUGCCGAGAAGGCAAAUCAAAAGAAUGGAGAAAUAUUAUAUCCUAUGAUCUAAAUAAGAUUGAACUUCAAACUGCUGUUAAAUAUUCCCUGGCAUUAGACAAAUACUUAUAUCAGGGAAGGCUCUCAGAGGCUUCAGUUAUUUUACAGACCUUGAUUGAAGACUCCAAGUUUUCUGAACAACCUGAUAAAGAUCUAGAGGUUAUUACAAGAUAA